Messenger RNA from Anopheles funestus (African malaria mosquito), 1439 nucleotides. RefSeq lists its product as uncharacterized. Lineage: Eukaryota; Metazoa; Arthropoda; Insecta; Diptera; Culicidae. The record is from RefSeq and is a predicted model, not a curated record. The transcript has 2 exons. Bases 181 to 1338 code for a protein of 385 amino acids.
UUAUAAAGACAUCACUAGAAGCACAUUCGCCGGAUGGAUUGUGUACCGCGCCGUACAUCUUGAUUGACAUCUGGCAAAGACAUAUCACCACGGAAGGCUGUAGCUCGGCCAAUAGCUUGUAGUGGCGCCAGCUAAUUUUAAAACGAAGUGUGAAACCAAACAGGUCGGUUUUGUGGAAGUAUGCUGCUCAAAGCGUUUAUAUCCGUAUGGUGUGUGGUUGUGUUUUUGAGAUGUGUUGUUAGUGUGUUGGAUGAUCCUGACGAUUCUACCUCCUGUACGCAGAUAGACUUCGACGAGGCAACACUCUCAUCGCUGCAAAAGUGUGAAUAUGUGCAGGAGUUUAUCGUGAAGCGUUACAAUGAGUCGAAUCACUUUAAUCCGUAUCGUCCGGAAGCUGUACACUACCUGUCGCACCGUUGGCAAGGCCUAUCGUGUGGUGAAACGGUGAAUACUUACUCGUUUAACGAAGAAACGGAGCUACGUAUGGCGUACAAUCUGGUGUUUGAUAGUGGUGCUAUGCUCGAGGUGCGUGUGUUCGACGAAGAUCGAUUGGAUUCGGACAACAAACCGACACUGGUGGAGAUUUGGCAUAGGGUUACCACCACGGAAGGUUGGGGAUUGUUUCGCGAGAAGCUCAACAAAACGGUGAAGAAAGCGAGGAUUCAAAUUGAAGCCAAUAUCAACGCGGGAAGUGAUUUGGCGAUAGAGUACUUGACCAUAUUUAACUACGAGGUGGAAACAGAUGAGUGUAGCAAUAUUGAUGAAUUUUCCACGACUGUUCCUGUACCGUCAUCUACCGAACCAGCAACAACCUCCACAACAACGAUUGCUACGGAAACAACCACUCAACAACCUGUCACAACAACCCCGCUCGAGACAACGGUGACGACAACGGAAACAUUUUCGUCUACUUCGUUAUCAACCGUUGAUACCGAAGCAACAGUUACUACUGAAAUAGCAUCAGAACAAACGACCGUAAUGACUACCACCACUAUCGCUAGCAGCACAACCGAACAAUUAACAACGACCACCACCAAUGCACCUCGGGAUGACACUUCAAUUCAAACGACCUCCAGCACAUUACAACAAUCGACCAUCACGGAGACGGAUAGCUCACAGUCGACAAUGAUCUUCACCACUACUGAAAAGGCUUCAUUGAUCGCCGAUACACUAAGCACAAAGCAGUGGCUUUGGAUGACAUUGACAGCAGUGUUUGCAAUACUGUUCCUGUUGGCGACCAGUGUUGCCAUCUAUCUGUGCCUUAUAAACCGAUACUUGGAGCGGAUCACUGCUCAUCUACUAGAUGAAACCGAUCGCUAUCCAUAUAAGAAAACGUGAUCACUGUUAAGCGUAUCAGAUGUAUAUACACGUGUUUUGAUCUGAUCUGAGUUUGGUUUUAAGCUAAGGAAGGAAUAAAGAAAAUUGUGUGUUUUAGUGUA